Molecule: messenger RNA, 993 nt
Organism: Adineta steineri
Lineage: Eukaryota; Metazoa; Rotifera; Eurotatoria; Adinetida; Adinetidae
Source: the annotation of a GenBank genome assembly
AUGUCAAAUGUAUCUCUACUUGAUUGCCCAAUAGAAAUUCUUCAUCAUAUUUUUGAUUAUCUUGAUACACAAACAAUUUUUCGUUCAUUACGAUGCGUUUGUAAUCAACUCGAUGCAACUGUUAAGACUUAUAAUCGUUUUCAACUUAAUCUUACUUUAACUUCACAAUUGCAUUUUGAUUUUAUUUUACAUUUUUUUCGUCCUGAAAAUAUUAUCUCAUUAGUUUAUUCUGCUGAUUGUAGUAAACAAUCGAAUAAAAUCGAUUUUCUUUUAACAAAUUUUGAUAUUCGACAAUGUACUCGACUUAAUUCAUUAACACAAUUAGAUAUUGAUAACACUGAACUAGAUCGAGUUUUACUUUUAAUAUCACUUUCAAUUCAAUUUUAUCAUCCAUCUCAUCGUGUACCAAUUCUUUCUCUUUCAAAAGCUAUCAUGAAAUGGAAUCUUCAACAAUUACAUCUAAUAAAUGAAAGUUAUAUUACAACAAUUUUAUCAUGGCCAAUUCCAUGUCCAUUGAAUCAUUUAACAAUAGACACUUGUACAUAUACAGAAUUUAUGUAUAUUCUUGGACAUUCUCCCUUUUUACGAACAUUUACUAUGAAAAACUGUAUCGGUAUGAAUAGUGCACAUUCUAUUGAUGUAUCUUAUCCACAAUUGACUUCAUUAAUAAUCAAUUUCUGUUAUUUAUCAUUCAAAAACCUUAAUUUACUUCUUUCAUAUAUACCAUCAAUUACUUAUUUGAAAUUAAUCAUUUAUGAAGCGGAGUUGGGCUCUUUGUUUGAUGGUUCACAAUGGGAAGAAUUUAUUCAAACAAAACUUCCAUUUUUAAAUAAGUUUCAUUUUUGUUUUCGAUAUACGAUUCAAAAAAAUUAUGAAAAAUAUAUAAGUAUCGAUUCGGUUAUAAAUCAAUAUCGAACACCAUUUUGGUUGAAAAAAAAAAACGUUGGUUUGUUACUUGUGAUUGUGUCAUGCGAUCAUCAUUAUCUGAAAUAA